Leptopilina boulardi is the source of this 4069-nucleotide messenger RNA. Its product is annotated as nuclear pore complex protein DDB_G0274915-like. The record is from RefSeq and is a predicted model, not a curated record. The transcript is spliced from 10 exons. NCBI's taxonomy places the organism in Eukaryota, Metazoa, Arthropoda, Insecta, Hymenoptera, Figitidae. The coding region runs from base 367 to 3669 and encodes 1100 amino acids.
GUGAAUUCUUGCUCAUUUCGAUUUAAGUCAGUGUAUCUUUCGAUUCAUACCACGAGAAAAUUACCCACGCCCGGAAAUUAUUUUCUUUUUUUUUUUUUUCGAAAAAAGAUAUCAUUACGGAAGUUUGAAUUUUGUUACGAAAAUUGGAGCAAGUUCUUAUGCAUUUGGAACAAAAUUGAUUCAUGUAAGAGGAAUAUAGAAUUACUUCAAUUCUCAUGUGCGGUAACUCAUCUGGUAUUACCGAUGCGUCAUUAUGCAUCCGGGUGGUUACAAACAGUAAAAAGUGGAAAAUACGUCAAUAAGUGAUUGGAUGUGAAAAAAAAAAAAUUGUGUUUAUUAAUUGGAGAAAAUAGAAGAGAAAAAAAAAUGACUAGCCUGAUUUAUAAUCUACUAUUGAUCCUAAGCUUCAUUAGCUUUGUGUAUUCAUUACCUGCAACAUCAUUUGUAGUGCCAGAAUAUCCACGACAACUUUCACUAUUUACACGGCUUGAUGAACAAUCAAAAUUAUUGGCGUCUGUUAAAGAUGAUCAAGUGUCGUCGAAAUUAACGAAUAAGGAUGAUCUCGCCAAUUGGGCGAGUUACGCUGUACGUGUUAUGGCCGCAAAACUUAACAAUACUAUUUCCACAAUUAAGGAUAAAGUGAAAAAAUCAAUUUCCAAUGAUCAGGAGGAGAAAACAGAAUCGUUUCUGAAUUUUAACAGAAAUAAGACCAACAAGAAUUUGGAGAAUUUAAAAAAAUAUGUUUCUCAAAAUCGAGGAUUAAAUACAACACUAAAGAUGACAAAUACAACAAAAGAAGAUAAUACAACUAGAAUUGAUAUGAAAAUAAAUGCAGAUUCGAAAAUUAAUAUCACCAGAAAUGAUUUGAAAAUUGUUAACAACACUGCAGAAUCGUUUAAUGUGACUGAAAUACCAAAAAAUGGUACGUUAGGAUCUGCAGAACAAAAGAAGGAUGUCGAGGGUAAUUCUUUGAAGAUCAUUCAAGCCGAACGACGUCACUAUCAGAUACAUUCUUUUGGCAAUCCGAAUGUACAUGGUACCCAUUUUUCCCUUGCUGAUGAGCCACGAAAUUACCAACCAGUUGCAAAUUAUCUUUCCCAUUUGUUGGGUAACACACAUUACGAUUUAACGGGAAACAAAAUUAUCAUUCGCACUCCUGAUUAUUUUCCCUCGGCACCAACUCCAGCCGCCUAUAUUCCAUUGCUUGUUCAACAUCCAGAACUCUCCGAUUUUCAAAGCAAUCAGGUAUUAGUGAAAAAUCAGUUCGGUAGUGGCGAGGAAAGCAAAAAGGGAAAUGAAUUAUCAGCACUAAAAUUGUUGGAACCUACAAAAAGUACAGGAGCAACAAUUGUUUCGGUACCUUCUGUUGUACCUUCUGUUUCUGCUGUACCUUUAGUAUCAUCUGUACCUUCUGUAUCAUCUGUACCUUCAGUUUCUGCUUUACCUUCUGUAUCCUCUGUACCUUCUACUUUACCUUCGGUUUCUGCUUUACCUUCUGUAUCUUCUGUACCUUCUGCUUUACCUUCUGUUUCUUACAUACCUACUGUUUCUUAUGUACCUUCUGUUUCUUUUACACCUUCUGCUUCUGCUGUAUCUUCUGCUGUACCUUCUGUACCUACAGCAUCUUCUGCACCAUUUGUACCUUCUUCUUCUUCUUCGUCUUCUUUCCCCUCUGUACCACCCACUACUUCAACUUCUUCGCCGAAGUCAGAUGUUGAGUACGUGUCAAAGCCAAUAAAAUUAGUUGACAUCUCCGGAGAGAGUGUUAGACCAUCAGAAGGAAUUAGGCCAAUUAUCUCCGUACCAUUUGAGGCAAUAAUUACAAUAACGCGAGAUCAUCAAUCAUCAUCGACACCAUCGCCAUUAUUAACACCAAUUACACCACCAACUUCAUCAUUGCCAAUCACAUUAAAUAAGGAUUCGAGAAAUUAUUACGAAAUCGUAACGAGAGAUCCACCUGAUGAAUUUCCACCUUAUUUUAAACUAAAUACAACAAAUGACAAAAAUCGUAAUAAUUAUCCAAAUAUCGAUGAACAGAAAAAGCAAUUUAAUCAAGGAAAGAAAAGAGACUGUGAUAAUAAUAAUAAUAAUAAUAAUAAUAAUAAUAAUAAUAUUAAUAAUUAUAACAAUAAUAAUAAUAAUGAUAGUAAUGAAAAUAAUAUAUCUAAUGAAUCAAGUACUGUAAAUGUAGUAUCUGAAAACGAAAUUCCAAAGAAGCAGAAAAAAAAGAAGGAGAAGAAUGUUGAUAGUUUUAAGCAGAAUAAAUUUUUAGAUGACAAUUUUGAUGAUGAUUUUGAUGAUCUUAGCGAUGAUUUUAAAAAUGAUAGCAAUGAUGAUGAUGAUGAUAAUGAUUUUGAAACUGUGAAAAAGAAGCAAAAAGAUAAAGAUAAAUCACGAAAGAGGCAAACAUCUGUUUUUAAGCAGCUUUUACAAAUUUUGGGAUUUUCAAAAAAGAAAAGUCGUGAUAAUAAUACAAUGGAUAUUCAAAUAACGACUUCGCCGGUUUUUAAAGUUUUUACAGCCAACAGAUUACCUGGAGCAAAAUUUGAAAAUACAGCGUCAAAUCGUGGCCGAAGGAAUCAAACUUCCGUUAAUAAUGAUAUUCCAGAUAAUCCAAAUCCAUUGGAAAAUGAAAUAAUUCCAUCAAUUGAUGAUAAACCAAAGAAGAGUAAUGAUACAUUGGAAAAUCAAGAAUUUGACGAUGACGAUGACGAAGAAGAAGGAUCUUUGGGUUCGAUUACAGAUCUUUUGCCAUUGGUUAUACCUGUUCUCGAAGAUUUGAGUGAUCCUGAGUCAGAUACUGAUUUGGCAGAAUUACUGGAAGGUGCAAUCCCAUUGCUUCAGGGACUUUCAGAAGGUGAAAAUGAUGAUGGUACGCCAAUUGACGUUGCGGCAACAAUUUCGCCGGUUAUUCAAGCCAUUAGCGCUGGAAAAGGUGGACAGGACAGUGAUAGUGGAGCUAUUUUAACUCCAAUUAUAACUAUCGCUGCGCCAUUUAUUGGACCUGUUUUGGGUCCAUUAAUUGGUCCAAUUUUGAGAUCAAGCAGCAAUCCUCAUAGUGAAGGAUCUUCUGUGACUGCUUUUGUUCAAUCUAUCUCGGGUCCACUCAGUAAGCCGACUGAAGAAGGUGGAAUGUCUCCUCUCUCACAGCUUGUCGCUGGAAUCGUUGCUGGAUUAAGUCGAGAAUCAAGUAAAGGAGGCGCAGGAUCGGAUGUUGGGGCAUUGAUUUCAUCUGUAGUUUCCGGUACACUGGCAGGUACAAGUGCAGGACUUAGUGGUGGGUCAAGUUCUGGGUCAAAGUCAGGGUCACAUCCAGCACAAAAACCUGAUUCUUACGGUGCAUAUGCACACUAUGGUCCAGCAACAGUGCCAGCAAGUUCGGUGAAUACUUUGCAAUUAAUUGGCAGUACACUUAAGGAUAUUCUUGGUGCAAGUGCAACAAUAGUUUCGUCACUUCUCGGUGGUGUAUCGGGAUUACUUGGAGCCUCAUCAGCAGGAUCAUCAUCUGAGGAACCAUCACCUGGCUAUGGACCACCGUCUCCAUCUUAUGGUCCUCCAAAUUAUAAACCACCUCAUCUCGUUAACGCUCCCGCUGGUUUAAAACCUCCACCCCUACCAGUAAAAUCUUCCAAUAAACCUUCGAAAAACACGUUUAAUCGAUCCCAAUAAUUUUUCAUACUAAACAAAAAUAUAUUUUUUUUACAAAAUCUAUUUAUCAAUACAAAAAAAACGAUUGCAACAAGUUUUGCCCUCUCGCUUGGUUUAGAAAAAAAAACACACGUGAUAUAAUUAAUUUGUUAUCUUACUUCCUGUCGUAAUUAUAUUAUACCUCAGUUUGAUAGAUAAUGUCGCAAAAAAAAAAAAAAGAAAAAUGUUUUUACGCAUGAAAGAAUUGUAUAUAGAGAAAUACUUGCAUGAUAUGAGAUUAUCAUUGUGAAUAUAACUUUAGGCGGAAAUAUUCAACGUCUUCCGGCAUUUGUGGUCUAGAGGGAAGUGUUGACAAAAUUGUAUGCAUCAAAGGAUAAUUAUUUUUUCAGUCAAUAAAUAUUCUUAAAUUACACACAUAUAA